AUGAGAAACGCGUCGGGAACCGUGUUGGCGCUGCUCGUGCUCGCCGUCAUGCCAAUCGUUGUUAGCAGUUUGAUGGUGGUCCGAAGGCUACCGGGUUCAUAUUUUCAAGCGAUGGAGCAAUUAGAAGAAUUGAUAGGCGAGGAGCAGGAUCGACGAGAACGUGAAGACGAUGAAGGCGUCGCGAUAGAACGAAUAUUGAUGAGAAGCCGAAAAUCGGUGCCCGACGGCUAUUUCAAUGAGUUCUCGGUCAACGAUUUUCCGCGCGAUCGACGCGGCCAGCCGAUUUCCGACUACACCGAUGAGUUCUCCGCCGAUCCUUUCGAGCGAGCCAUCGAGCGAACCAUGUCGGGUAUGCAAGCUAUUCGACGACGGGCAACGUUCAAACGCUCGCAGACCGCACAAAGCGGUCUUGUGCCGCUUGACGAUGAUGUUUCCGCUUCCAGAUCAGAUUCGGAGAGCUCGAUUCUCACGUCUCAGCGAAAAGGACAAACUCUUAUAACGGUUUCGAGCGAUUCAGUGAGUUCCGACGACUCGGGCAGCGGCAUUCAACCAUCGAAAGAUUGGCGAGGCGUUCUACCGAGAGAGCCAAACAUAAUUAGCCUCGCAGCGUUUCUCGAAUGCUGGGACAGCAGUGUUGGGCUCGACGGCGAGCUGUUGUGUCGACGACGAGUCGGCCAUAUCAUUAAUGUGUCGCCGGUGGCGAUUUCGGCGACGUUGGCUCGCGAAGACUGUCUAUGCGAAGACAUGCACAACCACAAGCUUCAUAAAGAGCUCAAGGCGAACAUCGAUCACACAUCGACUCCAGAACAAAUAAUGGCACAAUUCGAUAGGGUCAACAAGUUCAUUAGUGAAGCGCGCGAUGAGGACUCGAGGGUUCUUAUAUAUUAUCCGAAGAUCCGCAAAAGUUUGGGAAUGGUGCUUGGCAUUCAGGCGUUGAUGAACGUCUAUCAGAAUUUGUCGGUGAAAAGCGCAAUCGAACACUGGAAACGUCAUAACGAAGAUCACAUCAAUUACAACGAAGAGCUGUCGGAUAAUUGCAUGGAGGCGCUUCACAUGUGGGGAGAGAUCGUCGAACUUCGGCGCGAGAAACGAGCCGAAUUCGUGAAGAAUCGCACGAAGAGCGAAGACUUGUCGUUGUCGCAAAAAAUUCUCCGUCGUGGGCAGCAGUUUCUUGAUAGAAACUUGUGCAUCACGAGCGCCUAUGUCGAUGAGGUCGAUAAUUGCUAA
Molecule: messenger RNA, 1227 nt
Organism: Caenorhabditis bovis
Lineage: Eukaryota; Metazoa; Nematoda; Chromadorea; Rhabditida; Rhabditidae
Source: the annotation of a GenBank genome assembly